Messenger RNA from Lactuca virosa, 861 nucleotides. Lineage: Eukaryota; Viridiplantae; Streptophyta; Magnoliopsida; Asterales; Asteraceae. The record is from the annotation of a GenBank genome assembly.
AUGGCACAAACGGACCCUAAUGGAUUGUUUGCGAUGGUGGAACUCAACUAUCAGGGGGUAUUUACUCGAAAUCCUUUCUUUUACACUGUUGGUGUCAAAACCAUGUUUAAUGAUGUUGAUUUUUCUUCAAUGACAUUUUCUGAGUGUGUCACUUUCUUUGAACGUUUCAUGCAUGAGGAGGUUAAAAAGAUGUACUACUAUGAAUCAGGCCUUUCCCUGAUGGAUGGGCUUAAUCCCAUUUUAGAUGAUGUGGAAUUCGUUGCUUUUAUAUUUGAUGCUUAUGGAGCAGAUGGUGUAAUUUCUGUUUAUAUCGAUCAUGUUGGAGUGGGAGUAGAUGGGUGGUUUGAUGAUGAGGAAGCUGAUGAUGAUCAUGAGUCUUGUAUUGAUGGUGAAAAUGAGGAUAAUAUAGAUAAACUUAGGAAUGGGAAUGUGGAAUUUAAUAAGGAUGUAGUUAGUAUGAAUAGGACAUCAGAAGAUCCUUUCCUAAUGACUCCUCCUAGAAGUUAUGAAGCUGAAGAUUUUGUUGGUGAGGAUGUGGAGGUUGAAAAUGUUGAAGGUGGUCAGGGUGAAGCUAAUGGUGUGGUUGAAGAUGGUCAUGGUCAAGUUAAUGGUGUGAUUGAAGAUGGUCAUGGUCAAGCUAAUGGUGUGGUUGAAGAUGGUCAGGGUAUAGUUAAUGUUGUGGUUGAGGAAGCUGUUGAGGUUCCUAAUGUGCAUGUACAGCAGGUUAGACCAAUUUCAGAUAUUUUGAAGAGGAGAAGGAGAAGAAAUUCAAAGAGAAUAUUGAAGAUCAAAUUAGGAAAGACAAUUGGUGGUGUGGAUGAUCCAGGAAAUUCCAAGGGAAAAGCUCUUAUAAUUGAUUAG